Molecule: messenger RNA, 879 nt
Organism: Rhipicephalus sanguineus (brown dog tick)
Lineage: Eukaryota; Metazoa; Arthropoda; Arachnida; Ixodida; Ixodidae
Product: alpha-crystallin A chain
Exons: 1
Coding region: 41-583 (180 amino acids)
Biological process (GO): response to heat; protein refolding
Molecular function (GO): protein folding chaperone
Source: RefSeq, a predicted model, not a curated record
CGCUCGUCGCACUGAGAGUGUCGCCAGCGCUGUCAAAACAAUGGCUUUGUUCCCGCUGCUCGCCAACCGCGGUUCCUGGGGUCCCACCGACCUGGUGAGACGCUUCUUGGAUGACGACUUCGGAGGCUCCUUCCUUGACGGCGAGCUGUUCGACCCGCCGUUCUACCACCAGCGGUUCUACAUCCAACCUCGGCACCAGCAACAGGCGUCCGAAGGUAGCGUCUGCCCCGCUCGCCAGCAGGGCACAUCAGUUGCCUGCACGCCGGACAAGUUCGCCAUCAGCGUUGACACCCGGCACUUCACUCCCGAAGAGAUCAGCGUCAAGACUCAAGACAACUGCGUCAUCAUUCACGGCAAGCACGAAGAGAAGUCGGACGACCGCGGCUGCUACGUGAAGCGUGAGUUCACCCGCCGCUACGUACUGCCGGAGGACGUCGACCCGCAGUCGGUGAAGUGUCAUCUCAAGCCUAACGGUGUUCUGGCCCUGGAGGCUCCGCGCAAGAACGCGCCGAAAGAGCAGCCCAAGCCCAUUCCCAUCGAAAUCAAGCACGAAGGUGCCAGCGGCGAUGCCAAGAAAAAGUGAAGAGGCUGGCGUCGGGGGUUUGGCGUUGCGUACCUUGGAUCACGACCAUGCAAGUCCAUCUUGAUCCAAGUGAAGCACGAAGAAGUCUCCAAGAAGUGAGCUUUCGCGGCCCAGCCCACCCCUAGUCACUUCUUAGUGUACAAACUGCCCUCAAAGAACUUUCGUUAAGGAGCAAAUAUCUCCCUUGAACUUGUGUGUCGUUAUAUUUAUUUUCUUACUUGUCCAGAGGACUCUUCGUUCAUUUUCUCUUUGUAUAUUUGGUACAGUGAAUAAACAUGACACGUGUUCACUUCUAA